AUGUCAUUUACUCGUGCUAGGGCUCCUUUGUGGCAUCAAUACAGGGUGAAAGGCGAGCCGAUGCAACGAGUCUCACAGGUACGAGAUUUAGGGGUAGUCUUCACUCCAGAACUGACAUUUCGUGAACACAUCAAUAAGAUCUGUAGGAAGGCAUACAGGAACCUGGGCUUUGUACUCAGACAAACUCAGGGGUUCACCAACAUCACGACACUCAGGGUACUGUAUGACACAUUAGUGCGGAGUCACCUCGAGCACAGUGCAGUUAUAUGGGCACCGCACGAGGCGAAAUACAGCGUCAUGUUGGAACGUGUUCAAAAUAAAUUUACAAGGCACUUGUAUUUCAAACUUUAUGGAGUUUAUCCAUUUUACCCCCUGAUGUACCCUACUCUAUUUGUUCUGGGUAUGGUAGGGUACAACGAGCUAAGGGUGCGGAGGGACUUUGCGUUGGUAGCGUAUGUGGUGAAGCUGCUGCGCGGCGUAGCGCAUAAUCCGGGAGUGCUGCGACACCUGCAGCUAUGUGUGCCGGACCGGUAUGUGUGGAAGAGGAGACGCCCGCCUCUCCUCGCUGCGCCGGCAGCCAGGAACAACUUACUAGCUAGGGCUCCUCUCACUAGAGCUAUGAGAGUAGUGAACGAAGUCCAUGAAAGGGUGGAUGUAUUGUGUUGCAAUAGUACAUGA
Molecule: messenger RNA, 678 nt
Organism: Spodoptera litura
Lineage: Eukaryota; Metazoa; Arthropoda; Insecta; Lepidoptera; Noctuidae
Source: RefSeq, a predicted model, not a curated record